ACUUAAUCUGGAAUAAGUUAGUAAAUAUAUUUAUCUAGACCUAGGCCUAUUUCAUUAUAAAUAAAAAUAAACUCCGGUUCUAGUCUAGUCCUCUACUCUGUCUAGCUAGUGAGUAUUUUAAAAAAUGGAUGAAGAUGAGAUCAAAAGAAGACAAGAGUUUGUGGAUUCUGCAAAAAAAUUUCUCGAAGCGGAAAGAAUUAAUUUUAAUAAAGUGUUGGAGCAGCUAAACUUGACAACAGAAGAAUUAUUAAAGACAGAAGCAAAAACACAAUGUCAGUACAACAAAGAUCACAUAAUGCCUGGAAAGAACUUACACAACCAUUCACUAAAGUGCCAGUUGCUAUCUGCUGGUUAUCAAGAAGAUGAACUUCCAUCUCUUCUCCAAGAUGCAGACUUUUUUUAUGAAAAUGCUCCUUCAAUUAUGAAAAUAAUCAUAGAUGAAAAUAACCUAAACAAAAUUACUUGGGAUCAUUGCAUACAGAAUGGAAGAGUUUAUACUGGUCCCAAAAAAAUGCCUGCCAGUUAUAUUGAUGAAAACAUUCUGCUUACACAAGAAGACAGAGUGGCUGUUUAUCAAUACGUGGUCAAAACAUCCCAUGAUGCAGGCAAGGUCAUCCCUGUUGAUCGCAAUGAUGAGCUACUUACCACAGAUUGGGGUAGUCUUGUUAAGAAAGGACUGUUGGAUGAGCAGAACAACAAACAAUUUUCUUCAAAACUUGAGCAACUGGCAGCACUGAGGGACCUUAAAAGGAGGCGGCAGAGUUACAGAGCUAAAAAUGUUCAUAUCACUAAAAAGUCUUAUACAGAGAUAAUAAGAGAAGUGAUCUCAAACCAAAUGGAGAUUUUAGUUCCUGACCGUAAUGUGAAGGCAGCUGGUGAAGACCUGGAUGAUGCUAGUCAAGAGAGCAAAUACAAAAGUAGAACUAGAGAGGAGAGAGACAGGAGGAGAGAAUACAGUCCACAAGGUUCACACAGGAGGAGGGAUAAUGAUAGGUCUAGAAACAGAAGUAGAGAUAGAAGUGUAGACAAGUCAAGAAACAGAAGCAGAGAUCACAGUGUAGAUGAGAAAUUUAGAAAAAGAAGCAGAGAUCGGAGUGAAGAUGAGAAAUACAGAAAAGGUCGAAAGAGAUCAAGGGAGAGGUACAGAGAUCGAAGUUCCAGCCCAAUAAAAUCUAAAGACAGACGUCAUGACAAAGAUAUGAAUGUAAAGGUAGACAAACCUGCAGAGGGAGAGCCGUCAAUUAAAGUGGAACAAGGCGAGGAUUGUACAGACAACAGCAGGCAAGAAGAUCCGAAUGAAGAUGAGUUGAGGACGAAAGACUCAGCCUCUGACAGUGAUGCCAGCAGUAGGAAGAAAAGCAAACACAGGAAAAGUAAACACAAGAAGAAGCACAGUAAAAAACACAAAAAGAAAGAUUAGGAUAAAUAUCUCUUUUAGACAAGAGAUGAUAGAAACUGUUCUACUUGAUAGGUAAAAUUAUACAUGUAGCAAAUUAUUUAUUUCAGAAUUGUUCAAAUAUGAUUUUUAUGAUUAAAAUUAUUUUAAUGCUUAUUUGCAAUGAACAAGCAUAAAAACAAUAUUUGUUCUGAAUAAAGCAUUGUGAGAGGAAUUGCCUUGUGUUGGAAAGACUUUACUCAUGAUUGUCAGUGACACAAUAGGACUUACCUUGUCCUGUAAAUCUUUCAUCUCUCAAUAUUAAUAUAAUAUUAAUUUAAUAUUGUAAAAAGUUAAUUGUCAUACAUUUGAAUUUUUAAA
Physella acuta is the source of this 1756-nucleotide messenger RNA. Its product is annotated as U11/U12 small nuclear ribonucleoprotein 48 kDa protein. Gene Ontology annotation, cellular component: U12-type spliceosomal complex; cytosol; nucleoplasm. The record is from RefSeq and is a predicted model, not a curated record. Lineage: Eukaryota; Metazoa; Mollusca; Gastropoda; Physidae.